GUUUUUUCGCCCAGUGACACUGCAGCUCUACGUCCGGACAUGUAGAUCUCAUAGCGGCUUGGCCUUUGUUAGCGAGUCGCUGUGAAGAACCAAGAAAGCCAGAGGAGCCGCAUUCAUGCACAUACAGGGAGGAAAAUGAUCAUCUGCACGAAAAACAUGGACUAUCGCCUUGGAACCCAGUGCCAGUUCGUUCAAAAUCAGGUGAUGGUGAACUCUGAGAAAGACCGUGCUUCUCUCUUGUGUAUGAAGGCUCUGGCCAACAGGGGGCGUCUGGACUCGGUGUCUCAGCAGAUGGCCUCUCACCCACAGUACCUGGAGAGUUUCCUGCGCACACAGCACUACAUCCUCUAUAUGGAUGGCCCAUUGCCCCUGCACUACCGCCACUACAUUGCCAUCAUGGCUGCGGCGCGGCAUCACUGUAGGUAUCUGGUGUCUCUGCACUCGGCUCAGUUUCUGCGGGUUGGCGGAGACCCGUUAUGGCUUCAGGGGUUAGAGGCUGCACCCUCGCGUCUACGGCACCUUGAUCACAUCAACAAGGUCCUGGCCCAUCAGCCUUGGCUCACGGCACGCUCGCACAUACAGGCUCUGCUCAAGACGGGGGAGCAGUGUUGGUCUCUGGCUGAGCUCGUACAGGCUGUGGUUCUGCUGGCCCACUGUCACUCCCUCUGCAGUUUCGUUUUCGGUUCUGGUUCUGACUCGGACACCACUUCCACUCCCAGAGUGCAUCACGGCACGCCCCCUGGCUACUGUCUCUGUGACGCUGCCAACGGCAACACUGCUGGACCCACAGAGAAGGCGCCACGGCGAAGGUCCUUAGACUCCAGCUGUGAAGUUGCUUGCAUUCGAGAACAAAUUCAAAUAUCACAGGAGGAGAUCAAGGAAAGAAAAGGAGACCGACUCCAUUCACAGACACUCCUACAUGCAGAUGUGGAGGAGGAGGACGAGGCAAUGUUCUCCGCAGACCCCUCCCGCUUCGUCACAGACCCAGAAUUCGGCUACCAGGAAUUUGCCAGACGGGAGGAGGACCAUUUCCAAGUAUUCCGGGUGCAGGACUAUUCAUGGGAGGAUCACGGCUUCUCGUUGGUGAACAGGCUGUACUCUGAUAUAGGGCACUUGUUAGACGAGCGAUUCCGCACUGUGGCCUCCCUCCCUUUCCCUCACAGCCCCGAUCUCAAACGAGCCAUCUGGAACUACAUUCAUUGUAUCUACGGCAUCAGGUAUGAUGACUACGAUUAUGGGGAAGUCAACCGGUUACUGGAGCGUGGAUUGAAACUUUAUAUUAAAGCUGUGGCCUGCUAUCCCGACUCCAGCAAGACCCCUCUAUGCCCACUGUCCUGGGCCUCUGUCAAAGCUUCAGAAAAGGUUCAUGUAAAUUUGUUAGUGAUGGAGGCACGUCUGCAGGCCGAGUUGCUGUAUGCGCUCCGAGCCAUCACUCAAUACAUGAUCGCAUAGGACACGAGCGUUCAGCGCCACAGAGGGACAUGGUACAGCGAAAGUCAAGGCAAAGAAAUACAAGCAGAGAUCUGUCUCUCCGUCUCUGUAUUUGUUGUCUCUGAGUUUACCAGUGUGAUGUAAGGUACUGCUGUGAAACGUUUCUUUGCCAAAGGUGAAACUCUAGA
Sinocyclocheilus grahami is the source of this 1619-nucleotide messenger RNA. RefSeq names its product sestrin-3-like. The coding region runs from base 136 to 1452 and encodes 438 amino acids. NCBI's taxonomy places the organism in Eukaryota, Metazoa, Chordata, Actinopteri, Cypriniformes, Cyprinidae. Gene Ontology annotation, cellular component: nucleus. Gene Ontology annotation, molecular function: L-leucine binding; oxidoreductase activity, acting on peroxide as acceptor. The record is from RefSeq and is a predicted model, not a curated record. The transcript is spliced from 8 exons. Gene Ontology annotation, biological process: cellular response to leucine starvation; positive regulation of macroautophagy; negative regulation of TORC1 signaling.